AUGAAGCUGAGGGACGAGGACCGGCUGACGGCGGACCUGGACGUGCGGUGGCCGGCGGCGCGGCUGUCGCUGUCGCCCGGGCUGGUGCACACGUACCCGGAGCAGCCCGUCGUCGCCUCGCUCGAGUUCCCGCCGCAGUCGUGCCCCUACGCCGCCGGCGGCCUGGUGCCGGAGCUGUGGCUGGACCUGGUGCACUGCGGCUCGAGCCGCGACGGCUGCCGCCUGCGCAACCACUCACUGUCGCAGGUGCUGUACUCGGAGCAAGUGCGCGGCUACCCGCGGCGCCGCCAGGUGUCGCUCAAGUGCGAGCUGUUCGGGCUGGCGGGCCACUACGCGCUGCUGCUGCGCUCCGCCGUCCCCAGCAGCGUGCCGCGCGAUGGGUGUGCCCGCCAGGCGGUGUGGAGCGACAAGUUCAUCUUCAACGUGCACGCGCGCAGCAUCUUCCCGUGCGACGCGCUGGGCGGCGGCGUGCCGGUGCUGUUCGAGUACCCGCGCUGCAUCCUGGAGCAGGGAGACCGCGUGCGCCUGUUCGCGCGCCUGCGCGCCGACGUGGCCUCGCUGGCGCCGCCCACCUCGCUGCGCUACGUGGCGGAGCGCGCGUUCCGGCGCGGCGCGCACAGCCUGCGCUUCGACUGCGACCUGUUCAGCGAGCGCUACGUCGAGUACUGCUUCGUGUACGUGAACCGCGCCGUCACGGGCGCCGUCAACGACGUGCGCAUGGACUGCGUGCCGACGCUGCCCGUCGCAGACUCGGACUCGGGCGGCUGGGGCGAGUGGAGCGGCUGGACGCAGUGCUCAACCUCAUGCGGGGGCGGCACCCGCAACCGGUACCGCCUCUGCGACUCGCCGCCCCCGCGCUACGGCGCCAAGUUCUGCGAGGGCGCGGCGCUGCAGACGGAGCGCUGCGGCGCUGCGGACCGCCGGCCGCUGGAGCCGGGCGCGCUGUCCAGCUCGGACUGGGAGUGCCUGUACCCGCCGCUGCAGGCGCAGCUGCCCGCCGAGCGGCCCGAGGUGCGCGCCGAGGUGGGCCCGCUGUGCCGCUGCGGCUGCGUCGUGCACCUCGGCACCUUCAAGCCGCGCCGCCUGCUCGCCAGCUCGUCGCACAGCUGCCCCGGCCGCACCUUCUGGCUCGUGCAGGCCAACCCGGGCUACGUGGUGCGCCUGAGCGUGGACCACUUCCGCCUGCCGUGCGCCUCGCAGUGGCUGAAGGUGCGCGACGGCGACUCGCUGUCGGCGCGGCUGGCGGCGCAGCUGGCGGGCGGCCGCGCCUCGGCGCGCUCCGUCACGUCGUCGGGCCCCAGCCUGCUGCUCGAGUUCUUCACGGACGAGCUGCUGGCCGGCGGCGCCGAGUGCGGCGGGGGGUUCCUCGCGCACGCGCAGCAGCUGGCCGUGGCGCAGGGGAACACCUCCUCCACCUCCUCGCCGCCGCCGCUGGUGUCGCAGGCGCCCGUCGGCGGUCUGCGGGCGGUUCACGUGGCCUCCGUGGUGUUCGUGGCGGCCGUCAUGGCCGUGUCCGCCUGCCUCGCGGCGCAGUACGUCUUCAGGUACCGCAAGUACCAGCGCGCGGCCGCCGCCGACGACUGCGACUCCGCCCCCGGCUCGCUGGCGCUGUCGCGGAGCAGGGCCGCCUCCAGCGCCACGCUGCUGUCCGAGGUGAUCUCGCUGCGGCGCUUCCGCGGCCGCCCCCAGCACGCCCGCCUCCGGGAGGAGGAGGAGGAGGCGGCGGGCGAGGCGCGCGGCGAGACCGACUCGGCCGCCGACUCCGAGCCAGAGUACGAAGUGAUACAUGCGGACCGCAAGGAAGAGCGCGAGGCCGUGGGCUCGGACAAGAGCCCGGAAGAUGGUAGCGGCUCCACUGUUUCCGCUUCCGACUCCUUUGCGCAUGCGCGACCGGAACUUCCACGCAUCCACAAACAAGCGACGAUCCGCAAACUGAAGAGCGACGGCGGCGGCCAGAAGGCGGACGGGGCGCCCGCACCGCCGGGACGGGACCCGCCCAGCGACGCCGAGAGCACCCGCAGCUGCGUCUCGGCGCUGAGCCGGCGUCCCGGCGCCCGCCGCCCCUCCAGCCGCGCCAGCGUGACCACGCUCGCCAACGGCUGCUACUCCCCCGUGCUGAGCCUGCGGUCCAACCCCAAAGAGUGCAAGGACAAGCGCAACCUGGAGAAGCUGCUGGCGGGCUCGGAGUUCAGCCUGGCGGGCCACGACACCGACUUCGAGCUCGACUACUACGACUACAACGUGUCCAACGCCGGCGACGUGCCCGGCUCCUACCUCGGCAUGGACCCCGCCUACCUCGUGUGGAUACCUCCCUUCGCGCCCGGGUUCUGGGACGAGCGCGACGACGUGGUUCCCCCUUCCGCCGACAGGGACCACCAGCUGUCGCAGCUGGAGCUGCGCGAGCUGCCCGCCGCGGGGGAGAAGUACAGCCUGGGGCUGGUUCACGACGUGGCCGCGGAGCAGCGCGAGCGAGGCGGGCACGACCUGGAGAUGGAGCAGCUGCUGCCGCCUGGCGGCGCGCUCGUCAACCCGGACGACUGCGGCGGCAACUCGGGCACGAUCAAGAGGAAUCGAUCCGGCGCGCGGGUGGACGUGGUUCUCGACUCCCCCGCCAGGGUUCACUACCGCUUCCAGCCGGGCGAGAAGGAGACGCAGGUCGAGAAGUCGCCCAGCGGGCUCGCCGACUACUACGGCAUCAUCGGCGACGACGGAGACAUCAAGUUCGCAGACGACGAGGACGACGAUUCCGGGCUGGACAGGAAAAGCGAUGACGACAAUGUCGCGGAAACGAACAAGAUAAAUAAUAUGAAAGUGUGAUAUCCUGCUCACCUGCUGGAUAAAUGCGUGGCAGCGUUUACACUUGUAUUUUGGCUGUGUUUUACCGUGAUCGAUGCAUUUGAUGUAGUUUUAUUUUCUAACAGAGGGAAAGGAAACAGUAAAUAUAUCAAUUUUUGUUUUACAGUAGGCAGUAGAGGUUACACGAUAUUUUUUUUUUCAAGGGGGAAGGCGGAGUUUUUAAAAAUAAAAAAUUAGAUUAAAUAUUUUAACACGUGUAUAUAUUCCAAAAUAUUACAUUACUACUGACACACUCACACUGGCAUAUGGACCUGCAGUAGUAGCCGUAGGCGACUUGGAUUUUUUUCACACAGUAACAUACUGUCUUCACUGAUAUUCUGUAAAAUAUUUUUUUCAUAUCAUCGGGAGGAAGGGAUAUUCCCUCUUAACCCGCCUGCCCCUUUUUUCUGUUCGGUGCCUCCGCCUCUGAAGUACGGGUCAGAAGUUUUUCGUGCUGUCAGCGCAAGGGAGAUGGAGGGCAAUAUGGGAAUAAGUUGAAGAUAAUUUGUAUCUGACGGCGCAGCAAUCUCCCUGUGUGAAAUUAACACGGCCAUCAGGGAUGUCAAGAGAAAAUAAUUUUGUCUAGCCAUUAUUUAGGCUAGUAGUAUAGGAUAGGGCAUACUGGCGCACGGCUUCUGGCUGAG
Molecule: messenger RNA, 3479 nt
Organism: Bacillus rossius redtenbacheri
Lineage: Eukaryota; Metazoa; Arthropoda; Insecta; Phasmatodea; Bacillidae
Gene: gogo
Exons: 12
Coding region: 1-2817 (938 amino acids)
Cellular component (GO): cell periphery
Source: RefSeq, a predicted model, not a curated record